AGAGGGCCAUGACACUGAGGGGGGUGGGGGGGUAAUCGUUGUUUUUAAUGUUUGGGCAGACACUUUCUUACUGACCGUCGCAUGAGGCAACAUUAACACAUAUACAGAAAACCAUGGAUAUUGCAGCAGAAGACAAGCACUGACUUUGAUAUCACCAUUCACCUCGUUUUGUGUGAGAACAUUAGGAGAUUCCACUGAUACUUUGGAAUUACUUACCACUAAAGGUUGGAGAAAAAUGGACCUGAGAGCCAAACAUGGUCUGGUCCUGUUGGACCAGCUGAGGCGGAUGAAGGAGAGCGAGCAUCUCACAGACGUGGUGCUGGUGGCCGAGGGCAUCAGCUUCCCCUGUCACAGGGUGGUCCUAUCUGCCUUCAGCCCUUACUUCCGUGUCAUGUUCACCUGCGGCCUACGUGAGUGCAACAACAGGGAAAUCAUCCUACGCGACACCCCUGCGGGGAGCCUCGCUCUUCUCCUGAACUACAUGUACUGCUCAGAUCUUCCUCUGACCAACUCCAACGUCCAGGGGGUCUCUGUCGCAGCGUUUCUCCUGCAGAUGGAUGACAUCUUCAUCCGCUGCCAGCAACACAUGACAGAAAACAUGGAUGCCUCCAACUGCCUCGGAGUAUAUUACUUUGCCCGGGAGCUUGGUGCAGAGGACUUGGCUGACCGUGCACAACGCUACCUCAGGCAAAACUUUGUCCAAGUCUGUGAAAACGAGGAGAUCCUGGACCUGGAAGCCCACCAACUUGGAAAGCUGCUGAGCUCUGAUGACCUCAAUGUUUCCCAAGAGGAGACGAUCCUGGACGUGGUCCUUCGCUGGGUCAGACACAGUGCACUGACAGAUGGAGAGGUUCGUUCUGUGCACCUGCCAGAACUUCUAAGGAAAGUCCGCUUGCCGUUGAUAAGUGCCAAAUAUCUAAAAGAGGCUUUAAAGAAAAACACAGCCCUCCUGGCGCAGGCUGAAUGUUUCGAUAUGAUCAAUGAAGCCAUAGAGGUCACGGCAAUGCAUCCCUCUGCUGCACCUCGGAAACUGAAGUUGCGUUAUGGCAUGGAGACAACAGAACUGCUCCUUUGUGUUGGCAACGAUGGUGGUGGAAUACGGUCAAGGUACAGCAACUUCUCCGAGCGCAGCUUUUGCUACGCCCCGGCCACCGGGCGGAUCUAUUACAUCUCUUCCCCUCGGUACGGUCAGGCUCUGGGCUAUGUUGGUGCUGGGGUUGUAACUCAGAAAAAUCACGUUAUUGUAGCAGGAGAGGCAGGCGUGCGCAGAAUGGCAAGACAGAAGGUCAUGAACAUUGAAAUAUACAGGUACAAAGUAGAGGCCCAGGGAAGCUGGGAGCACCUGACAUCAGCAGAGUACCGUGAUUCCUACGCACUGGGAUCACUGGGUGACACGCUGUACCUGCUGGGUGGAGAGAUGAAGCUGAAGAAUGAGUUUCUCAUCACUAACUGCGUUGAGCGAUGGUCUCUGCAGGGCGGACCCUGGAGGAGCGCGGCCCCUCUGCCCAUACCACUAGCCUUUCACAGUGCUGUCUCAAUAAAUGAUCGCCUUUAUGUGAUGGGAGGACGGACUCCGCAGUCCUACCGGAUGGAUGAUGAGCCCAACCGUCUUAGCAACCGCCUUUUUGAGUAUGACUCAAACACAAACAGCUGGACAGAACUAGGUCCUAUGAGGUAUUCAAAGUAUCGCUGCAGCACUGUGGUAUUCCACGAGGAAAUAUACGUCAUGGGAGGUAUCGGCUGUGAAGGAGUGGACCGAGGGCAAUCGCGUCAUUGCCUGGACGCUGUGGAAAUCUACAACACAGUGGAAGGUUGCUGGAGAGAUGGCCCUUCUCUUCCAUGUCCACAAAUCUCACUGCGCACUAGCGCCUGUAAUGCCGGAGCAGUGGGUGACAAGAUUUAUGUGUGCGGAUAUUACAAAGGAGCAGAUCGCUAUGAGAACAUAACCAAGGAUAUUUUGGAGCUGGACCCAUGGGAAAACCGCUGGACAGUGGUGGCUCGACACACGCAGAUGCACGACAACUAUGACGUUUGUUUAGUCGCAAAGCUGAACCCCAGGGGGCUCAUGUCCCCUCCUGCAGACUUAGUGAGAGUGUGACAUCCUGGUUAGAUUAGAGUUUUUGGAGAGUCAGUGAAAACAUGUAUCCAUCAAUGCACUUAUUGCCUGGUUAAAGAUGUUCAUUUAUUUUGGAGGAAGAAGUUGAUGUUUUGCACAGCAUUUAUCCCAAGCACAAGAUUAUAUUUGUAAAUAGAAAGCUUUCGUUGUUUUUUUUUUACUUUAGAGUCUGAUUUUCACACCAGAGACUUUUUGACAAUAAAAAAAAGUUCCAUUUAGCUGCUUUUAAUGUUAUAACGUUUGUCCUAGUGCUUUCUCAUAGCAACACAAUUAGUCUGCUGUGAAGAGGUUCCAGUCUCUGACACCUGGUGCUGCUAACUGUUUUAUGAGUGACAAUGGAGAGCUAUCUUCAAAUAAAGGACAUAUUUGUCAAAUUU
Cynoglossus semilaevis (tongue sole) is the source of this 2493-nucleotide messenger RNA. RefSeq names its product kelch repeat and BTB (POZ) domain containing 12 (gene kbtbd12). Lineage: Eukaryota; Metazoa; Chordata; Actinopteri; Pleuronectiformes; Cynoglossidae. The coding region runs from base 236 to 2098 and encodes 620 amino acids. The transcript is spliced from 6 exons. The record is from RefSeq and is a predicted model, not a curated record. Gene Ontology annotation, molecular function: protein binding.